Messenger RNA from Wyeomyia smithii (pitcher-plant mosquito), 1395 nucleotides. Its product is annotated as venom serine protease Bi-VSP-like. Gene Ontology annotation, molecular function: serine-type endopeptidase activity. The coding region runs from base 67 to 1248 and encodes 393 amino acids. The transcript is spliced from 4 exons. Lineage: Eukaryota; Metazoa; Arthropoda; Insecta; Diptera; Culicidae. Gene Ontology annotation, biological process: proteolysis. The record is from RefSeq and is a predicted model, not a curated record.
UGGUUAUCAGUUUGACUUCAACCGGGUAAAUGUGAGGAUAACCUUGCGGAAAGUUAAAAAAAUAGCAUGGAUCUUCUGAUAUUGACAUUCAUUGUAGUGCAUAUGAUUCUUGUUAACGGUCAAAAUGAUGCUUGUUCAACUCCUGACGGGCAGUCUGGCAUUUGUAUAAUGUAUAACGACUGUGAUUUCAUUAUGCGUCUUCUCGUCCAAAACUCCCAGAAGCGUGAUCCAAAUAUAGAAAACUUUGUGAUUCAAAGCAUUUGUGGAAAUCGCGACACCUCACAGCUGGUGUGCUGUUCUGCCCUUAGAUUUUCGCAACAAACCAUCGCAACCACUACCUCAGGAUCAUUUUUCUUCUCAAAUAUACAAUCAGUUACCACUCCAGUGGUACCUACUAAUACCGUUGGAUUACAGAACGGACAAUAUAGAUUACCAACAAAUCCCAUCGAAAUGUGUGGGAUGUCUAAUGCAUCCCAUUCACGAGUCGUUGGUGGAGUGGAUGCUCAACGAGGAGCUUGGCCGUGGAUUGCUGUUUUAGGAUACCGUGCAAGCAAUUUCGAUCUAACGACGGGAUUUCGAUUUCUUUGUGGAGGCACUCUAAUAACCAGUAGACAUGUGCUUAGUUCAGCGCAUUGCAUUCAAAAUUUGUUGUUUUUUGUGCGACUAGGGGAGUAUGAUAUAACAUCCGACAAUGAUGGAGCGAACCCAGUCGAUAUUUAUGUUGAAAAAACUUUCGUCCACGAACAGUACAAUGCGAAAACGAUUCAACAUGACAUCGCUCUGAUUCGUUUGCAGCAAAAUGCACCACUUUCGAACGCCAUCAAGCCCAUUUGUUUACCGGUGGAGCAAGCGAUACGUUCAGCUGACCUAACAUAUUACUCACCAUUCGUUGCCGGUUGGGGUGCAACGUCAUACCGAGGUCCAACCGCUAGCCGACUGCAAGAAGUACAGGUAGUUGUCGUGCCCAUCGACCAGUGCGCCUUCAACUACCAGCUGUACUUUCCAGAUCAGAUAUUCGACAAUACGGUGCUUUGCGCUGGACUUCCUCAAGGCGGAAAAGAUUCUUGUCAAGGCGAUAGCGGUGGACCAUUGAUGUUGCCACAGCGUUCGAGUAAUGGCCAAUACUACUAUUUCAACCUAAUUGGAAUUGUUUCCUACGGAUAUGAGUGUGCAAAGGCAGGUUUCCCAGGAGUGUACGUGAAGGUCGGACCGUACAUUCCAUGGAUCGAAUCGAAGCUGAAUCUUUAAUGAUUAGUAUCGCUAGAACCAUUGACCGCUGCAAUCAUCGACCUUUAAAAGUAUUCAACGGCAAACCUAUUGAUGUUUAUAAUCAUUCUAAUAUUUUUUUCAUGCGGAUAUAAAUAAAGUGAUUGUUUGUUUAUAGCGAAACCAUGA